Carya illinoinensis is the source of this 1451-nucleotide messenger RNA. RefSeq lists its product as uncharacterized. The record is from RefSeq and is a predicted model, not a curated record. Lineage: Eukaryota; Viridiplantae; Streptophyta; Magnoliopsida; Fagales; Juglandaceae. The transcript has a single exon. Bases 1 to 609 code for a protein of 202 amino acids.
AUGGAUCCCUAUAGCAAUACUCUUUAUAUGUUAGAUGAAGAUUAUUUCGAUCAUGAGGAUCUUAUGAUAGAAGCAAUGGCCGUACAUAGACAACAACGUGCAACUCUUGGAGCAUCUUCUUCACGUCGUCCUAAUUCUCAACCUUGUAUGUUCAUCCGACGCAAUCCAUUGGAAGGUCAUGAACGCCUUUGGAAGGAUUACUUUGUUCAACCGCCAAUAUAUCCGCCAAACGUUUUUAGGAGGCGAUUUCGAAUGAAUCGUGAUCUUUUUUUGCGUAUACAUUUUGCAGUUGUCACUCAUGAUGAUUAUUUUAUCCAAAAGAGAGACGCCAGUGGGAGGCUUGGAUUGUCCUCCCUUCAAAAGAUGACCGCGACAAUUAGGAUGCUCGCAUAUGGGGUAACAGCAGAUCUUAUGGAUGAGUAUGUAAGAAUUGGAGAAAGUACUGCACGGUUGAGUAUGAAGAAAUUUGUAAAGGCGAUCGUGUCAAUCUUUGGGGGUGAGUACUUGAGGUCUCCAACCAGCAAUGAUAUAGCAAGGUUACUAGAAGUUGGACAAAGGCGUGGAUUUCCAGGAAUGUUGGGUAGCAUUGAUUGUAUGCACUGGAAAUAGAAGAAUUGUCCUAGUGCUUGGAAAGGUAUGUACUCUGGUCACGUAAAUGAACCAACUAUUAUUUUGGAAGCUGUUGCCUCUUAUGAUCUUUGGAUAUGGCAUGCUUUUUCUGGUUUACCUGGGUCUCAUAACGACAUCAACGUACUUGAUCGAUCUUCUGUUUUUGCUGCGUUGGCCGAAGGCCGUGGUCCUCCAUGCAACUAUAGUAUCAAUGGUCACGAGUACACAAUGGGAUAUUAUCUUGCUGAUGGUAUAUAUCCUUCGUGGGCAACAUUAGUAAAAACAAUUCCUGCUCCACAUGGGAAAAAGAAAAAACAUUUUGCUGCUUGCCAGGAGUCUGCAAGGAAAGAUGUCAAACGUGCGUUCGGAGUACUCCAAUCUAGAUUUGCAAUUGUGCGUGGACCUGCAAGGUAUUUCCAACCUGAAGUUUUAAAAGAUAUUAUGUACGCAUGCAUUAUCUUGCACAAUAUGAUUGUUGAAGAUGAACGUCAUCUAUAUCUCGGGGCUGACCAAUUCAAUUAUGAAGCCAAUGAUGAUACUCCAUCCGAGCCAAUUUCACGCGAUAAUAUACCUGAAUUAAUGGAGUUCAUUGCCCAACAUCAUCGUAUUAGAGAUAGAGUCACUCAUUCUCAACUCCAAGCCGACCUUAUCGAGCACUUAUGGAAUAUGCAUGGCCGAGCAUAAUAUGGAUUUCUUGAAAAGCCAACGUCAUCUUCGUUGGUGUAUUGUAGUGCUCAUUAAAAUUCAACUUCUUUUUAUGACUUCCUUUUUAUUAUUUUAAUGUUGAGAACCUAUCACUAGUUUGUUUAAUUGAAGGCAGUAUCACUUGUUCAUCGUAUUAA